AUGCUGUCAAUCAGUUCUAAUUUCUUGGUUACAUGGGCUAUUCUGCUUGCCACCUUCGUUGCUUGUACUGCAGCACAAAUUGCAGAUCGUGAUCUAAAAUGUAGUCCUGGUGGGAAUUUUGACCUUUCAAAAUGGAACUUGCAGUUACCAACUGGGAGCCCUGGAAGCCCCGAGACUAUCGUCCAAUCUCGCCUACGUGGCUGUGAUGGUUACAGCAGUGGAAAUUUUUACACCAACAAACAGAAUGGACAUCUUGUCAUGACCGUUCCUGGCUCACCCGCAGGAACUGGUUGUGUUACCACGCCCAAUAGUAUACAUUGUCGGACUGAGUUUCGCGAAAUCAGCCCUGGCAGCUUCGACACCAGAUCAGCUGUCAAUCGCCUCAAAGUCACCCUAUCUGUACCAGUCCCAGAUGACUCUGCUCGAGGCACUGUCGUAAGCCAGAUUUUGAUUUCUCAGGACGUGAGUAAACCUGCAACGGCGCUCUUCUAUAGAUCAGAUGGACAUAUCUCGAUAGGAGUUCAAAGGACUCGUGCUGGAGGUGAGUUGGCAUUCAUUGAUUUGGCAGAUGUUCCUGUGGGCAAUACCUGGACGUAUGAAAUUCGGUUUGAGAGAGGCCAACUCUCGGUUGCCAUCAAUAAUGGACCGUUUCGAAAUCUUGACCAGCGCGAGUUGAACAAUCCGCCUGGAUAUUUCAAGUUUGGCAAUUACAAUCAAGGAAACUCGUACUCAGAGGUUCAGAUCCAUUCCUUCUCGGUUUCACAUGCCGAUACGGCACCAACUUCUGCAACGGGUGGGCCCUUAGCAACGAUGAUUCGGGGUGGCAUUGGGCCUCAUCAGACAAUAUAUGUCCUGGAUCAAAUUAUAGUCCCACCUCCUCCAUUUCCGUCACCUGUCGGCCCCUGUGGUGGAGUCCCAACGGUUGCGUCUUUGGGCACAGUUAACCUUCGACUAUCGUAUGAAGACAACUGCUGCCACGAUGUAGAAACAUCCAAGAUAGGCAAUUUUGAUAUAUGUCACAAUUCUAAUGGCCCUUUCUCAUCGGUUCAACAGGCAGUUGGUAAGAAUCUGUUCGACCGCGGCAUAAAAGUCGUGGCAUACCGAGGACGUGAUUGCACCGGCGGAUCAGCAACAGGGUUGAGCCUCAGCAACUCUCAAGGUUGCCAGUCUCUAACCAGUGGAGAUGCAGGGUUCCGGAGUUACGAAGUGACAGAGCCGCCAUCUUGUGCAUCCACGGGACCCGGGGUACAAAGCGAUACUACGGUCACGAUGGCUCUCUUCUCCGACUUUGGUUGCUGUGAGUCUUUCCAGACUUUCAAACUGGGAAAUACUGGAACAUGCCAUGAUGCAAGCCAGGGCUUCCACGGGUUUACUCAAUCAGUGGGGAGAGGCAAGUUUGGCUGGAAUAUCCAUAUCCAGACCUUCGUCGAUGCUGGCUGCAACGGCAAACAAGAUUCUUUCAGUCUAACCAAUGAGCCUACUUGCAACAAGAAUGGGAAAGCGUGGAAAAGCUUCCGAAUCGAGCGACAGUGUGAUAAUCGAGUCAUCCCAGCGACGAAAAACUCAAAUACGGUCUCGCUGGCGUUCUAUCGCGAUGGAGGGUGCUGCGUGUCAAGGAAGACAGACAUUACCCUCGGUCAGUUAGGAAGUUGUCACAACGCUGGCGAGCGAUUUGGCAGUGUAACCCAGGCUGUUGGCGCCAACAUGUUUGGCCGGAAAAUUCACCUGGAAGUCUUUACCAGUUCCGACUGUAAAGGAAGUAAGGCAGAAUUUGACCUCACAAACUCAGAACCUCGUUGCAGUGCUUCUGGGUCGGAUGAAGCAUUCAUCAGUUUCCGCAUUGUCGGUCCACCCCCGCCAGUUUGCGGCUGGAGGAAACCUGUAAACAGCAAUCCCAACACGGUCACGAUCCAAAUGUACGAUGACAGCAGUUGUUGCGACUACAACAAGCAAACGGUCAUUGGAGUUGAGGAGACGUGCCACAACACUCCCAAUGGACCUAAAGGUGGCAUUCUUGGAUUUGGAAUUGCGCCAGGAUCUUCCUGGACAAAAGGAGGAACUUUAUACUACUUUUCCGGUAAAGAUUGUACGGGAGAUCAAGGCUAUGCAAUACUGAAUUCGAACUUUGAUGGCAAAUGCCUGCCGAGCGACGAUGGCUCAAUCAACAGUUUCUUCAUCGCCAAACAACCACCUGCGUUACCACCAAGACCACCUUCUCUGCCGGGUCUACCAGGAGGUGGAGGUCUAGAAUUGCCACCACCGCCUCCCACGCCAGAUCCAGACACUUGCGAUGACAAUUGUGUCUCAGUAGGGUAUGGUCAGCAAGACGUCCUUGAAGGUGUUGCGCCAACCUUUGGCACCAUUUUUUACAACGGCUGUAACAAUGUUAUGUGGUCUUGGGAUGGGACUUGGUGCAGUGGUAGAUGGGCAUCAGGCGGCGUCAAUGUUGAGUGUGACUCUGCAGGGUCUCCAACGGUUGUCACUACGCCGUGGGGAAAGAGAUAUGGGAACUGCUUUCCUCAUAGCGAAGACUGCAGUGUGUCUUCUCCUCUCGGUCGGGGGAGCUACUAUCAGCAGCACUGCUGUAGGCCUCUGUGA
Molecule: messenger RNA, 2598 nt
Organism: Cadophora gregata
Lineage: Eukaryota; Fungi; Ascomycota; Leotiomycetes; Helotiales; Ploettnerulaceae
Exons: 6
Coding region: 1-2598 (865 amino acids)
Source: RefSeq, a predicted model, not a curated record